Messenger RNA from Lactuca sativa (garden lettuce), 896 nucleotides. It is a transcript of the gene COP9, whose product is annotated as COP9 signalosome, subunit CSN8. Gene Ontology annotation, cellular component: COP9 signalosome. Gene Ontology annotation, biological process: COP9 signalosome assembly; protein deneddylation. The record is from RefSeq and is a predicted model, not a curated record. NCBI's taxonomy places the organism in Eukaryota, Viridiplantae, Streptophyta, Magnoliopsida, Asterales, Asteraceae.
CAGCAGCGCAUUGUUGCAUUGCAGUGCUGAGUGCAAUGGAUUUCUCUCAACUCACAGACGCAAUGGCGUCACGAUCAUAUGACAAAGUCGCUGAUAUCUGCGAUCAACUUAUGCUUCAGAUUGCUUCACAAGGCGUUGCAUUUCAAGACGAAUGGCCGUAUGCCGUUCAUCUUCUAGGGCACAUUUACCUUAAUGAUCUAAACAGUGCUCGAUUUCUAUGGAAAUCUGUUCCACUUUCAAUCAAGGAGAGUCAUCCAGAAGUUUGUGCUGUAUGGAAAAUUGGACAGCAGUUAUGGAUUCGAAAUUAUGCAGGUGUCUAUGAUUCCAUUCGAUCAUUCAAUUGGAGUGCAGAAAUUCAAGAUUUCAUUGCCUCAUUUUCAGAAAAAUACACAAGAAGAAUGUUGGAGCUACUGAUGUCUGCUUAUUCAACUAUAAGCAUCCAAGAUACUGCUCUCUUUUUGGGGAUGAAUGAGAAUGAUGCCACAAACUAUGUAAUGCAACAAGGGUGGAAUGUGGAUGCAGCUUCUCAAAUGCUUACAGUUAAGAAACAAGUGACUGUAACUGAACAGAAGAUUGAUCCUUCAAAAUUGCAGCGUUUGACUGAAUACGUGUUUCACCUUGAGCACUAAAAAAACUUAAAGAAAUUGUGUCUGUAGACAUUAAGAAGAUUUGCUUCUCUCAUGUUUUGCUUACUUGGUAUUUGUUAUGGUUACUGAUAUGAUUAGAUUAGUAAGUGAUGCUUCUUGAGUAAUAUGCAAAGAAUGGUUGAAAUUUGUAAAUUUCAAAGUAUGAAGAUAUGCCAUGAAUUUGCUAAAGAGUUUUAGUAAAGUGGCAUGUAAUAUGGUAUGUUGAUAAUAUGGAAACUUGCGUCUAUGAGAUAUGUUUAGUUAUUGGAA